Messenger RNA from Dendroctonus ponderosae (mountain pine beetle), 3694 nucleotides. Its product is annotated as lateral signaling target protein 2 homolog. The record is from RefSeq and is a predicted model, not a curated record. Gene Ontology annotation, cellular component: early endosome membrane. Gene Ontology annotation, molecular function: metal ion binding. NCBI's taxonomy places the organism in Eukaryota, Metazoa, Arthropoda, Insecta, Coleoptera, Curculionidae.
GUCAGGCUGAAAAGCACUUAACCAAAAAGUAAAAUAAAUGUCUGUCAAAAUCAGUGUUCGUGUUCUACAUGCCCCCAAAAAUAAGUGUAAACACGUUUCUUUUGUUUAUUAUUAACCACGCAUCGUUUCACCGACUACCUAAGGCCAAUUUCCAUUGUUUCGUUUAGUGGCUGAGCCGAAAUCCGACCGAAUGUCUGCAUAAUAGGUCAAGAGGAGCAGGGAUAUACCAUGAUUUCUUCACUGAUAUUUUGACUGUGAAAAUCUCCAGGUUGGAGUAAAGGCGAAUAAAUCGCGGAUAAUGCUAGCGAGAUUUAGCUGAUAAGCCCAUCAGUUCGCAACCACAUCAAUGGAAUCCAUCAGGAAGUGGCUGUACAAACCAAAGCGGGACGACAAGUCGUUGCUAGCGCAGUUCUUCUAUGCGGACGAAGACCUGAACAUAGUGGCAAAUGAACUGGACAGCUUCGAUGGAAGAAAAGACCCAGAGCGAUGCACCACUUUGGUAAACCAGCUGCGGCAGGCGCAGGACAAGGUUUUAACCGUCACCAACACCAUUAUGGAUGCGUUGAUUGGAAACGAGCGGGCCAACCGGGAUUUCCGGGUCAAGUUUCCUGAAGAUGUGCUGCAAGACAACCUGGCAGGUCAACUCUGGUUUGGCGCCGAGUGUUUGGCGGCUGGCUCCUCUAUAAUGAACCGAGAAGCCGAAAGCACCGUGAUGCGACCGCUGGCCAAAGCAGUGACAAAAAGCCUUGAAAACGUCCGAAAUCUGCUGCGAAACGCUUGCCUAAGAAACAACACCCCUAAUGGCCCCAUUAAACUCGACUCUAACGACAUAUUCACCGAAAUGCUGCUCGAAAGCCUGAAAAUCUUCGACAAACUCUUUGCCCAGUUCGAGCUGGCCUAUGUGAGCGCAAUGGUGCCAGUUAAAUCCACGCAAGAGUACGAGCUUCAGGAAUUAAUAGGAGUGCUGUUUUCCGAAACCUUGAGAAGAGCGUUGAAAAUGAAGUUGCUCACGCAGGAAAUGAUCGACGACUGUGAUCCAGCCUUAAUGUUUACAAUUCCUCGACUGGCGAUUGUUAGUGGCCUUCUAGUGUUCCCCAACGGACCGUUGUGCAUAGAUAGACCGGUGGAAAAAAUGAGUGAACUGUUCCGGCCGUUUAGGACUUUGUUGCAUAAAAUCCGCGAGUUGCUGUGGAUUUUAAAUAAACGUGAGCUGUACAUGCUCGAAAAGCUUCUGUGUGAUAACGAGCAAAUUGAAGACGUGAAGUCGGUUAGUGAUGUUAAUGUAGAUAUAAGCGAGGACGAGUUUGUGGAUCAGUUUUACAACGACUUUCAAAAUUGCUGGCAGCAGCUGAUCCACGACAGCCCCAGCGGGAGCGCCGCGGAACCGGAAACCCCAACCGCUGACGAAAAUGCACAACGAAACAUUACAAUAAGCGACCUGCCCAUUGAAGGCCCAUCAACGUCUGGCUAUUUGAUACCUAAGAACGUGGUGCGCAACACGAUUAUAGCUUCAUCGGCGUCUCCAAGCUCUCGACAUACUGUCUCGGCGGAAUCGCCUCCUGAACAGGACUCUCUGGAGAUUAUUUCGGCGGCAGCCGCCACGUUGUCCUCCAUCCUCAACAUCAGCGACAGCGUCCCGCAGAAAAGCGCAAGUGUCGACCUGGAAUCGCCAGAUGAUUCCGGAAUCUGCACGGAGACAACUAGUCUGGACCGAUCGCCCACCUUGGAGAUAACCGAGGCGGCAGAUUGCCGCUGCAAUCCCAAAAUGCCCUCAUGUUGCCAAAACAGCCCUUAUCGAGGCGCGUCUAGCCGACACAGCAAAGUGCAAACGCAGAAGACGGGAUCCCCAAAGGCCGGACUGUUAGCUAGGAAGAAAGAGGUGCUGCCCAGCUCAAACGACUACUCUUGCUCAAGCAGCUCGGAAACUUCUUCGUACAACAGCAACUGUGCGGAUGAUGCUGAGAUUGCUUACGCUCUUCAGGCUGCCGAGCUUGCAAGUCGCGAGGAACUGCGAGCGAAAUACAGAUCAAGUGAGGAUCUGAUCCACCGACUGUUCGUGUGCAUUGCCGGCGUGGCCGACCAGCUGCAGACGAACUUUGCUUGUGACCUUCGCAACAUUCUCAAGUCAGUGUUUCUGAUAAACGCUUCCGAUUCCAUAGAGGCGCCAGCCAAAUCACUCGACGCCCGCUCAAUGGAAACUUCCAUAGAAUAUCACCCGACUGAAGACGAGGUAAUCGAAAAUAACGAGUUCUCCGUUGACCCGAAUAUUCUCGCGCAAGAAGCCCUUUUCGAUACGAACGUGUACUUUCACUUGGAGCCGGAGGAGUUUCCCGAGACUGACUACUCAAAUCACCCGCGGCAGUACCAGAUGGACGACAAUAUUUCGGCGUUGAGUGCCGAUCUCAACUGGUACACCUCGUUGCAAACGGACAUCGCCAAUCUGGACUCUUUGCCGCAGAUUCCGGAUCCGGAACCUCCGGAAAUUCCGCCGGAACCGACCCAGGCGCCUCCAGUGUGGAUUCCCGAUAUCCAGGCGCCAAAGUGUAUGAGUUGUGGCACCAAUUUCACCGUUAUAAAGCGACGCCACCAUUGCAGGAACUGCGGAAAAGUGUUUUGCGCGCGGUGCUCGUCCAAUAGUGUUCCCUUGCCCAAGUACGGUCUGAUGCGGCCCGUGCGAGUUUGCAAUAAAUGUUUCAUGUACAAUUUAACUCCUUUCACUAUCCACUAGUACGAUGGUGGCGAUUACUAGCGAUUAUGGUUGAGCACUAGGUUAUCUAGUCUAUUGAGAUAAGUUCUAAGUUUGUGAAAAAUAGUCUAUUGAGCUUAACAUGAAAAUUUAUUUCGAUUUUGUCUAAACCAGAGCAUGCAGGCACGGUACUUAUGAGUUGUGAGAGUUUUAACUUAGUUAUUUUAUCCUCUUUUAGUUUGAUACUUUAUUUUGUUUGUGGCUUUAAAUCACUGAAGGAAAAUGGCGUUAUUUUUUAGGUUUUUUAAGCAACAGCUGAACUAAUAAAUUCUCAUUCAAGUAAUUGAAUGGAAAGCGAUUGAAUAAGAUGGUUAAAGCAUAAUUUUCUCAUUUUAUUCGUAGGCUGUAAGCUUUUGACGAAAGUAUUUUUAGUUAAGUAGUGACUGUUAAAGGGACUGGAAACUGCUUCCAUUUUAUGUGGUUGAAACCCCCCUAACUUGGUCUUGCUACCAUUCACCUUGACAGUAUCAAAAUAUUUUUAUUAAUCAUUUUAAAAAGUUCACUGAUUUAUUGCUCAAUCCCGUACUCGCGUCCUUUUUCAGCUUAAUUCCGAUAUUUCUAGGAUCUGUUGUUGUUUUUAACCUGAAUUAGCUAAUAGAUACUGCAGAUUGUAUAGAAUUGUUACUUGCAUUCAUGAUAAUUGCCCGUAGCGGAUAUAGGAAAUAUUUUUAUAUAAAACGGUUAUAGACUAAUAUGGAAAUUUAACUAAACUAGCAUUUCAGAUUUUGCCUUAAAUACUAUAUAGCGUUAGCGAGUAGAUCAAAGCCGGAAAAAUCACACUAGUGACAUUAUUUGUACUUGUUUAGCCAAACCUUUACUUUCUACGACCCGCUCGUUCCAUACAAUUUGACUUUUUUGCUGUAUAGUGCACUGAACUAUUUUGUGAUAACUGUAUAUUUUCUUUUCAAUGGUUUACGGGAUUAUCAUAUCCAAUAAAUGAAUUUUUUA